Messenger RNA from Setaria italica (foxtail millet), 1140 nucleotides. Its product is annotated as GEM-like protein 4. The transcript is spliced from 3 exons. NCBI's taxonomy places the organism in Eukaryota, Viridiplantae, Streptophyta, Magnoliopsida, Poales, Poaceae. The record is from RefSeq and is a predicted model, not a curated record. The coding region runs from base 117 to 803 and encodes 228 amino acids.
CCAUGCCCUGCCGUCUCGAGCCACCUAACCUUGCACCAACGCACAAGCGCUCUCUCCCUCUCCCGCAACGCGCUUAAGGAAGAAUCCGGUAGAGGGAGAAGGGGAGAGAGAGAGCCAUGAAGACGUCGAGCGGCAGCCAUGUGAUCGGAGUGGCAGUCACCUCCAAGGCGUACGCCAUCGAGGAGGGGACGAGGGACCGGCCGGCGGCUAAGAAGGACGGCGAUCGCCUUGCGGUCUCGCUGACGCACCCGAGCCCCUACGCGUCUUUCAGCUACAAGCACAGCAGCAAGGGUCAGGAAAACCACUGGGUGAACAAGCUGGGAAGACGAGCUCAGAGCUUCAGGGACCAUGUGACACUGGGGCCGAAGCUCUCGGAGACGGUGAAGGGAAAGCUGAGCCUGGGCGCGAGGAUCCUGCAGGCUGGUGGCGUGGAGCGCGUGUUCCGGCAUGCCUUCUCGGCCGAGAAAGGCGAGCGGCUGGUGAAGGCCCUCCAGUGCUACCUCUACACCACCGGCGGCCCCAUCGCCGGGAUGCUCUUCGUCUCCACCCGCAGGAUCGCCUUCCGCAGCGACCGCUCCCUCGCCGUCACCUCCCCGGCCGGCGACGUCGUCGCCCGGGUUCCCUACAAGGUGGUGGUUCCCCUCAGGCGGAUCAAGCGGGUGAGGCCGAGCGAGAACGCCGAUAAGCCGGAGCAGAAGUACAUACAGGUGGCGACGGUGGACGGCUUCGAGUUCUGGUUCAUGGGGUUCGUCAGCUACCAGAGAUGCUGCAAGUACAUGCUCCAGGUGAUCUCCGAGCUGUGAUCGGCGAGGGCGGGGGUCGAGGCGUGUCCGGUUGCCGUGGAGGUGGAGGUCCGUGGGAGCGAGCGUGCGUCCUGUCAGUAUGGCAGUCGAAGUGAUGAAGUUUGUGGGCUACUGCACACAGCAACGUCUUGUUGGAACGUUGGUAGCCUCGAACUGCUCCACCACCUUUUUGAUGGGGGCACGUUCCUUCCGCUUGCGAUUUGGGUUGGUUGACGAUUGUUUGGUCACCCAAGUUCUGUUAAUUGCUACUGUAGGAUUGAUGGACCAAGGAACUUGGUUUCGCCAAAUGAAAAUAUUUAAAUUGUUCUCACAAGGACGACAGGAUUUAAAUUUUUCA